Messenger RNA from Salvelinus namaycush (lake trout), 5966 nucleotides. Its product is annotated as zinc finger protein 638-like. Lineage: Eukaryota; Metazoa; Chordata; Actinopteri; Salmoniformes; Salmonidae. The transcript is spliced from 22 exons. Gene Ontology annotation, cellular component: nucleus. The record is from RefSeq and is a predicted model, not a curated record. The coding region runs from base 1 to 5319 and encodes 1772 amino acids. Gene Ontology annotation, molecular function: RNA binding; zinc ion binding.
AUGUCUCCAAAUCUAGCAUCGGCCGCCGUGGGAUACGGGAGACAUUGCCCACAGUCAGCCUGUUUUCAUUGUAGGGCUUUUUGCGCAAGCGGUUAUAUCCUUCUUCACAGGGAAGAGAAGAGCCGAUUUCAACAGGUCCCACGAAGACAAACAAAGAACCACACCCGCUUGGCGUUGCUCACAGAAAGUCCAUCCCAGCUCUACCCUCUAUCAGCUUGGGCAGAUAGGGCAGCCAGUGCCUUCGGUACCGUAGGCCGGGGAACCCCGUUCCUCUUCGGACCGUCCGCGGCUAUCCGCCUGGCCCAGAUCAAAGCCCAGCUAACCCUGCACCAACUGAGCAUCAUCGCCGCUGCCAGUAACCACGGCAACCAGCAACUGGCCCUGCUCAACCUUCUCCAGCAAGCAGCUGCCAACAACAUCGCUCAGCCGCUCGCCACCGCCAUGUACCAGCCUCAGCAACAGGGGCCACCCUUCAACAGGCCCAGGAACAUGCCAUACCAUCAACAACAACCCGGCCACUCUACGGAUGGCAACAACAUGGCCCAGAUGAACAGCUACCAGGCGGGUCAGUUCCCGCCGCAAACACGGCUACCCGAGGAGCUGGAGUCAGCGAUCUCUGUCCGUGUUCAGGGCGGGAGGGACGAGGACCACCGACUACUUAACCAGAAUACCCAGAUCUCCCGGCAGCACUGUGUAGAUGCCCGCCUGCACGGGGACGGUCAGGGUGGGAGUUCAGAGACUGCCUAUUCUAACAGCAACAACCUUGUCUCGCUCUCCUGCGAUGACCAGCAGAAUCAGAUGCAAGAUGUGGACUGGUCCAACUACCAGACUCCCAGUAAACUCUUUGGUCUCAAUCAGCAGCAGCACCUCCAGCAGUCCUCCCACUCUCAUGCUAACCCCAACAGCGGGCAUUCAGGAGGGGGCAUGCAAAGCUGGAAUGCUCCUGUUUCUGAACCGGCUCGUCCACAGGGUGGAAACAUGCAGGGUCUGUACGUACCCGAGAGCGCAGGCAGUAUCCUGGCCGGCUUCGGUUUGUCAAACGAUGACCUGGAGGUUCUCAGCCACUACCCUGAUGACCAACUAACUCCAGACACUCUGCCCUUCAUCCUACGUGACAUACAGAUACACAAAACAAACAGAAACACAGGCCCUCCUGCGUUCUCUCAAACUCUCCCUGCUAUUCCUAACCUGCCGCCACCGCUGCGUCUUUCUCCACCACAGCGGCAUCCUGCACAUUCAUGUACGACCAACAUCCCACGUUUUCUGAGUGUGACGCAAACGGCGGGUAAAGUUAUCGACUACGGCCACGCAAGUAGGGCGGCGGAAGAGGGUAGAGACUCUUACAAACGCGAGCUACCGCCUAAGGAGAGAGCGACUAAACCAGAGUCAAAGCCCACCGGUUCGUCUUUGAAACGUAAAGCUGAAUCCCCAAGGCAGCACGACGACUCCUCCGACUCAAAGAAAGACAAAGACUACAGGAGGCGUGCUCCAAUCCCCGACGCUCACAAGCACAAAAUAACGCCCGUCAGAGACCCGCCAUCAAGAUCUCGGUCGGAGCGCGAAGGGUCCAGAUCAAGGCCACAGUUCGAAGCCAGGAGUGAGUCGUCAAAAUCAACCAGACCCACCGGUGCCAAACGCAGCUCUAGCGCAACCAAGAGGCUCCCAACACCCACCAUGAUAGGUGAUUUCUCUGCGGACCCUCCGAAGGUGUACCCCCACACCUGCUCCCUGUGCGACAUGCAAUGUGAACGGGCUAAGGACUGGAUCAAUCACGUGAACACAGUCAACCACACAGCUAGCUGCAGAGAUCUGCGCAACAAGUAUCCAGACUGGAAUCCAAAUGUCCCAAGGAGUGACCCGUCUCAAGGUCAGGAUGCCUGUGCCAACUGGCAUUCCCUAGAACGCUCUCCCUCCCGCUCCGUGUCCCGUUCCUUGUCCUGGUCCCCCACCCCCCCUCCGGACCGAAGCAGAAGGAUCUCUCCGCCCACCUCCCAUGGACACACCCCCCACACCUCUGGCCGGCACAGCCCCUCCCAGUCCCAUCGGCGUUCUGCCUCCAGCGCUCACAGGCCGGAGAAGAGAACCAGCGAAUCCUCAGGGAUAUCUACUGGGAGCUCCUCUCGAGAAGGCCUGAAGCGUUCCAGAAAUGACCCCGCCAAGUGUGCGACUGGCCACGGCAACAGAGCAGGGGUUUCUGGGAAACACGAGUCCGGGAAACGUGAGUCCUAUUUGUCGUCCACCAGCAAGUUUCCGGCGUCCAUGUCUGAGAAGCCACAUCGUCCAGCUUCCUCUAAGCCAGGCGCCAAGCCAGCGGCCGGGAAGGAUACCGCCCUAGGACAGGACUCAGAGGUCCAGUCCUCCAACGCGCCACAGAAGAAGCCGAAUCCAACGCUGCAGAAGAAGAAUCCUCCAGGUUCCUACUUGCUCUAUCUGACGGGCCUCCCUGUAGAUGCCAAGUACCAGGAAGUGGUGUCACUGGUGCAGUCCUUCGGCAAGGUCACCAAUGUCCUCAUCAUCAGGAACGAGGAGGGUGAGGAGAACCAGGGGCAGCCGCAAUACAGUAAAGCCACUGUUUGCAUGCAGAAAGAGCAGGACGCUAAAGCACUGGCUGAGUGCCUCACUCUCAACAUACGGGAACACCCCAUCUCUGUCUCCGACCAGAAUGGCGAGGAGGAGCUUACUUCCUCGAUACCUGUCAUUAUAAAAGGAGAAGUGAUCGGUGCUCCCAAGACACCUGCAGCCCCCAACGAGGCCAACUUGACCGUCAAAGGCCCAGAAGCCAGCGUUGGUCAGAAGAAUUCAAAUGAGAGGGGCAUGGUCAAGAUUACUGGACUUCCUGAAAGCGGCUGCUCCGAGAUUGAUAUCGCAAAGCUGGCCCAGCCCUUCGGAACACCUGUCAAGAUCCUCCUCAUCACCAAGCCCAGUGAGGCUCUGGUCACCAUGCAGGAUGUGGAGUCAGCCCAGGAGAUGGUGAAGUUUUACAACGACAUGCCAGUCUGCAUCAAGGACUCUGUUCUGAACAUGAGCCUGCUUCCAAACCUCCUGGUGGACUUCAACAGACCGGUGGCCCUUUUCCAUUCAUUAAUGGGACCCAGGAAUCCUGUUAGUGUCCUGCAGAAGGCGGAGGAGGGAGGUGAUGAUGACUGGAACCGUCUCCUGGUUGUCAGUAACAUCCCGGCCACGCCCUCCGGCCCAACAGAGAUCCAGAAACUGGUCCAGCGCUUCGGCACAGUCCAACAGACUCUGGCACUCAAGGACAAGAUCAUCUUUGAGAUGGGAACAGCAGACAUGGCCAAGAGUGUCUUCAACCGCUUCCAGAAGUUUCCCUGCAUUGUUCAGAACAACAAGCUCGCCUUCUCCUGGAAACCUGAUCCCAAGACUGAUCUACCUAAAGUCGACAUCUCCUCUGCCGGCUCAACAGCUUCAACUGGUGGCAAUGACUCCCAGACUGCAGAGACCACUAUGCCCCCUGGUGGCCAGGAGGACUCGCUGUCUCAGUCAGGAUUAAAGGUGGAGUCAGGAACAGGGGUUGAUACUAAGGUUGAAGGACAGGAGGUUCAGCCAGGGAAUGAAGGGAUGAACGUUGAUAAAGGGGUUCAAGCCACAAAGUCUCCAGCAUUAGGAGGAAAGGAUCAAGAGAAGGAGCCUGAUACAUCUUCCUUACAGCCAGCAGGAGUGAACCAGAGAGAACCUGGAGGUCAGGGUGGAGAGGUCGUCACAGAGAAGGUUGCAGACAUUUCAACAACGGAGUCCGAAGAAACUGAAGAACCAGUCUCUUCAGAUGCUACCUCCGCUCCUCAAGAUGCUAAACCAGAGACUGAGAAAAUGUCUGUUUCCAGUUCCACAACAGCCACCCCAGCCCCAAAAGUGAUGGCGGCCAUCAUAGAGGCCUUACGACAGGAGAGCAGGAACAGAUCCUCUACCAAGGUUACCACCGACCAGGCUGCAGCUGAGAAUCCUCCAGGUAAACAACCAAAAGAUAAGGCGACUCCAGAUGUUCAGGCUGCCCCCGCUCUACCCAGAGUGACCCCAGAGAUCCUGAAGGUGCUGCUGGAGGAGUGCAGGGUCCGGUCCACCAGUAGGGCUGGCGCUGAGCAGGCCAGGAAGGAGCAGGACCAGGCGCCCCCUGCAGGCCAAAAUCCAUCCACUGGAAACCGAAGAGACCACAGUGGAGACGGGGAGCCUGGAAGAGAGCAGGCCACUAAGAGGAAGACCCGCGAGGAGGAAAGGGAGGAGAGGGAGAGAGCGAGGAGGGAGAGGGAGAAAGAGAGGAGGCUGAAGGCCCAAGAGGAGGAGAAGGAGAAAGGAAGAAGGGAGAGAGAGAAGAGGCGGUCCCACAGGGAACGGUCAUCAGGAUCACCGGGGUCCAGGUCCUCCAUGAGGUAUGAGGGGAGCCGGCACAGUGGGAAGAGCGGCGCCAGGUCUGAGUCCAGGAGAGGAAACGGAGAGGAGAAACAGCAGGAAGAGGAGGAGUUAGGUGAGAAGCACGUCCCCUUCGACAUGGAAGACUUUGUGACUGUGGACGAGGUGGGGGAAGCAGCUGCGGUGCCCCGUCCUCUCCCCGGGACUACCACAGAGGUGACUGAGGUUACAGAGGUGACCGUCAACGACCCUGUGACCACAGCCUCUGAGGCGGAGCAGCAGGCACCAGCUGACACUACAUCGAUGGAGUUGGAGGGUGAGCCUGGGACACCCAAGGUACGGGAGGAAGCUCUGGACAAACGAGAACAGAAGGAGGGGGGGUUGUCCCCCGCAACCACAGAGGGGUCGGUGAAGACUGCAGAGGGACCUGGGGAGGUGACAGAGGAGACAUUUCCAGACUGUCAGGAUGACAUCAAAGAGCCUGUGGUCACUGUGCCCAAGACAACCUGCGACGAGGUCACUGAGGAGUCCACAACCACAGACGCACCUGCCGCCGCUGGAGAAGAGGAAAGGGAUGGAGAAAAGGAGGGUCUCAACAUGGGGACGUUUCUGACGGUGGACGAGGUGGGACAAAUGGAGGAGGACGGGGAGAAGAGGUCUGCUGAGAACGUGGAGUCAGAGCGAAGGAGGACAUCUCAGGAGGAGAGAGAGGAGGAGACAGCGAGGAGGAAGAUGAAGAUGGAACCCCUCUUUUAUAAAGACUACAGCAUCCCUCCUUUCAACCCUGACAGCCCUGUCGGCAUGGAGUUUCUGGUCCCCAAGUCAGGCUUCUUCUGCAAGGUGUGUUCUAAGUUCUACAGCGGAACUGACGAGGCUGAGAAGAACCACUGCAAGACCCUCAAACACCAUCAGAACCUGGAGAAAUCCCUGGAGAAGUGGAGAGCGAAGAAAGACUGACUUUCCACUAUGAGCUGAAGAGUUAAAUAUUGACUGGCUGUGUCCCAACUCUUUUCCUACUUGUUUUUGUUUUUCUUCCCCAUGGGUCCAAUCUCUCCCUCACUCACAACUAUAACGGUUUCAUUUUGUUAGUUAUUUUCCCAUGAUAUAGAAGAGAAGUGACUCAAUAGAGAGUAAUUAAAGUAGAAACCAGUGUACAAUGAAAAUAAAGUGUUUUAUUCAAUCGCUGUGUCUUUGUUUUAAAGUUGAAACCAUCCUUUGAAGACAUGUUUACCCGAGUCACCUUUUACCCUUAUUCAAUACAACUUUAUUCAUCCCCCCAGGGAAAUUCUGUCUAUCUACUUAUGCAUUAUCCUGAUUUGAAUACUGCUAGUUCAGCAGUGUGGUUUCCAUGCACACAAAGGGAAAUGUACUGAUUUCCAUGUUCAACUCAUGCAUGGACCAUUAGCUUCCCCUAGCCAUAGCACAGCUAGCCACUGUGCUAAAACCUCUAACCUCAUGUUAACAUGGAAAUAUAUUAGACUUGGCUCUAGUUAAGGUAUCGUGCUCUUUUAUAUACAGUAGCUAUUUCAAAUCCAUACAUUCCAAUGACUCAUUACUUCACUGCAACAGUUGAUUUCUGUAAAAGAGAAUUCUGUCAACAUAAA